AUGUCGGAUAAGGUAACACCAGUUGUAAAUGAAAACGGUUCCGAUGACGAAAAAGAAGAAGAACAAGAAACAAAUACAAAUCAAAAGAAAGAGGAUGCCAAAGUUGAAAAAGAACUAGAUCGUGUCACUGAUCGGGUUGAUGACGAAGAAAUCGGCGCAGAAAAUAUCGGCAACGCCUUAUCAGCCAUCAAUGACAAACGCCAUCGUGAUGAAUCGAAACGUAAAGCGGAACAAGCUGCAUUAGCGAAUGUGAAAAUUCGUAAGGAAGACGUGGACUUCAUUGUGCAAGAAUUGGAAUUACCGCGUUCGAAAGCGGAGAAAACUUUACGGCAACAUCACGGCGAUGUUCUUGCAACCUUGAAAGCACUUGUGAAUGCUUAA
Molecule: messenger RNA, 381 nt
Organism: Adineta ricciae
Lineage: Eukaryota; Metazoa; Rotifera; Eurotatoria; Adinetida; Adinetidae
Source: the annotation of a GenBank genome assembly